Symbiodinium necroappetens is the source of this 987-nucleotide messenger RNA. The record is from the annotation of a GenBank genome assembly. NCBI's taxonomy places the organism in Eukaryota, Dinophyceae, Suessiales, Symbiodiniaceae.
AUGGCGGCUUUCCUGCGUCUGCUCCUGGACAAAGAAGAGCUGCUCCUCACCCGCUAUGAUCUCAAGGUGCAAGCCACGCGCAGCCGCGGCGUCGUCGCGGAUCCGAAGGGGCUCGAUCUGCGCCUAGCAGCGUCCUCUCUGACGGGCCUCGGCCUCACGGAGCUGGGGGACGCGCAGGCCCUCUUGGCGCACCUCGACGGGCAGUGCGAUGCAGUGCUGGAAGCCAUUAACGCCUCACACUCGGAUGGUGAGCCCGCCUUGACGCUCCUUCAGUCGGCGCUGUCCAUGUCAUUACCGGCACAUGCCAUCACGGCCAGCAAGCCGCCAGUGGCCUUCGGCUAUCGCAGGCUGUCGGAACUCGCGGCCACACAUGGGCGGCGGUUCCUGUUUGAGUCCAGCGUGAUGGACGGGGUGCCCGUCUUCUCCCUCCUCCGGCAACUCCCGGGAGCUUGCGUCCGCCGGGUCUCGGGCAUUCUGAACUCCACCACCAACCUGAUCCUCACGCGGAUGGACUCCAUGGGAUCUUCCUUGGAGGAGGCACUGGCGUUCGCGCAGGAACAGGGCAUCGCCGAGCGGGACCCGUCCGACGAUCUGGACGGCAAGGAUGCGGCUAUGAAAAUCUGCUGCCUCUCCGCUGUGGCUUUUCGUCGUGACCUCGACCCUGCCCAGGUCGCCAAAGACAGCCUCCGCGGCAUCACGCUGUCACAGGUGCGAGCCGCCACAGCUCGGGGAAAGGCUCUGAAGAUGGUCUGUGAGGCAGAGCUUGUGGACGACGAAGUGCGUGCUGCAGUGUCCCUGAGGGAGCUGCCUUUGACCGACCCGCUCUGCGGCCUGAAGGGCGCGUCUGCGGCUGUCACCGUGGAGACCGAUGUCCUUGGUCCAGUGACGGUGACCUCCACGAACCCCACGACCUUGGACACGGCCUACGGCCUGCUGCAGGAUCUCCUGACGGCCGUGCUCGGCGACGGCCAGGGUCUUCGGUGUUAA